CUCUGCGAGUCAAUUAUGUUUCAUCUUGCCAGAAAGAUGUUCUGUAUUACCGUGUUCUACAUUUUACUUAAUGCUAUUUCGCUGGCUGUUUCUGACGAGGAUACUGCAAAAAAUAGCAGCCCCCAGCCAACAAUAAUCGGUGACAAGAUGAAGGAAUUUGGAGCGCUGGUGCAAGUCAUUAACGAGCUUUCGCAAACAGACCAGAAUGGUAAUUCGGACUCAUUGAAAUCCUCAAAUGAUUCAACGCAUCCCGUAAUUGACUUGAACGAUUAUAUCAUGAAACAGGACGACAAUGGUGGAUCCAAGUCUAGUCUUAAUGAGGAUAAGACAAAGGACACUGCCACUGUUGCAGCUGAUGUAACCGCUGAAGCAUAAACAAAUCAGGAACAUCUCCCUGACAAAAACGCUGAAUCCGUUUGCUUGAGUGUAUUAUAAGUUAUUUUGACUAUUUCUGUCUAGAAAUCUUGUAUAUAAUUAUGCCUUUGAUUAUUCUUCGUUUUGAAGAAUGAAAAACAAUAUUCUGAGCCAGUGAUGUUCGUGACUAGUCAUGAACUGGCUUGAGAAACUAAAGUAUUGUUUCGUGAUUUAUAUGGCAUGACGUUAACUUUUCAAAGUUUAGAAAUUGAAAGUACGUGCUUUACUAAUUCUGUUUAUUAUUUGCCUUGUGAUUUCUCUCUUGUACUGCCUUUUUGCAAUGGUAAUAAAUAGUC
Molecule: messenger RNA, 710 nt
Organism: Cylicocyclus nassatus
Lineage: Eukaryota; Metazoa; Nematoda; Chromadorea; Rhabditida; Strongylidae
Source: the annotation of a GenBank genome assembly